Gastrolobium bilobum is the source of this 853-nucleotide messenger RNA. Its product is annotated as DCC family protein At1g52590, chloroplastic. Gene Ontology annotation, molecular function: protein-disulfide reductase activity. The transcript is spliced from 5 exons. The record is from RefSeq and is a predicted model, not a curated record. The coding region runs from base 93 to 617 and encodes 174 amino acids. Lineage: Eukaryota; Viridiplantae; Streptophyta; Magnoliopsida; Fabales; Fabaceae.
CAGAAACAGAAAACCCGAUAUUCUAUCCCAAAUAAAUUGCCUUUGUUUGUGGGAGCAUAAAGUUGUGGUCUUUCCCACGGCUUCGUGUUUCAAUGGCUCUUCAGCUUCAUGUUCCUGGUUGUUUUGGGCGCUUCAACUCAAGCGUGUGCAUGCUGCCUGCACGAAAAGUGCAUACCUUUGCUACUCUGUCACAGCCCCGAAGCGAAGCAGUGAACUGGGUUGAAGCCACUUCCAGUUUCUUCGAACAAGACAAACGACCCAUCAUGUUGUUUGACGGGGUAUGCAACUUGUGUAACGGCGGUGUAAAGUUCGUUCGUGAUAACGAUCGAAACAAGACAAUUAGAUAUGAACCCCUUCAGAGUGAAGCGGGUAAAAUGCUACUUAGGAGGUCAGGAAGAGCUCCUGAUGAUAUUUCAAGUGUUGUACUUGUUGAAAACGGCAGAUCGUACAUAAAGUCAGAAGCUGUUCUGAAGAUCAUGGAAUACAUAGACUUGCCCUUUCCCCAGCUAGGAUUUCUUCUUCAAUUUGUGCCUCUGUUUGUCAGGGAUUUUGUUUAUGACAAUGUUGCAAACAAUCGUUACAUGAUUUUUGGUCGCUCUGAAGCAUGUGAAUUAUAGAAGCAUCAUCUUGGCAUGAAUACUGGUGAUAACAGUAAUGUCCUAAGUUCAAAAACAAGGAUUCUUUCUUGUUGAAGUCCGAUCAAGUUGUCCUAAAUCUUUCAGUUGAAGUCUCUGUGUACUGUAUAGUAUCCUGUUUUACCUUGAUAAAUUAAAUGUUUUAUUAGAUAUAAGAGAGCGUAGACUAUCAAUUCAUGACAAUAUUUUCUGUCCCAAAUGAUUUUGCAAUUUCAAUG